AGCUAGCCACACUCUCUGUUCAUGGAGCUGAGAAGACGAGAUCCGUUUGCUUGUUCAGUUUUAUUCUAGUCAAGGUCAGGAGUACGAUCUCCCAGUCAUCCGUUAUCCUGAUUUGGCGUAGUAGUCGGAGACGAAGACGAGAAAGUGUGCCAACAGCGAGUAUUAAUUGAACAGGGGACUGGUGUCCCAAGUUGUGUUUAUCAUGGCGAAACCAGGAGCUUCAAAGCAAGGGAAGAAGCACUCCAAAGCUUCUGGCAAGAAGGAUGGCGGCAAGAAGGAUGCCAGCAAGAGUCCACGCAAAUCCGCAGGGAAGAAAGAUUUUUCCAAAUCAGGAAAGAAGCCUAGUAAGCACACAAAAUCUCCGGCAAAGAAGGAUUCCAGCAAAUCAGCGGCUGGAAAGAAACCUUUGAAGGAUGACAAGGCAGCUAGCAAGGCAGCAGCCGUACCAGCAGAGCCAGCGAAGAAAAUGCAUGAACUCAGUAGGAAGGAGCGCCGUGAUGUAAGAAGGUCAGACAAGGACCACUCUGACCUGCGGACCUCUGCUAUCAAGCUUUGGGAGAAACUUCGACGACACGACUUGACUGACGAGACUCGGCCCCGUAUCUUGGCCGAGCUUGGCCAGCUCUUGAAAGGAAAUAUGUUGAAGUUGAUUAUGAAGCAUGACACAGCUCGAGUUGUCGAAAGCUAUCUGAAGUUUGGAAGCAAGGACGAGAGGGACGUUGUCUUCAAAGAGCUCAAUGGUCACUGGGUUAAACUUGUGCAAUCUAAGUAUGCUAAGUUUGCUGUCAAGAGGAUUUUCAAAUAUGGAACAAGACAGCAAUGCAGUGCUAUCGUCAAGAGCUUCUUUGGAUACACACGCCACUUGAUAAAGAGCAAGGAAGCUGCAAGUGUGCUGGAAACUGCAUACGUUAUGCAUUCCAAUGCUGCGGAGCGAGCGGCUCUUGUCAGCGAGUUUUAUGGCCCUCAGUACUCGCUCACAAAGGGAGCGGAGACUCGGCCAUUGUCCAAGGUUCUUGAGGAAGACCCAAGCAAGCGCCAGUCAAUUGUGCAGCAUUUGAAGGACUCGCUUGUGCCUCUUGCUGAGAAACAGCCAAUGCAACACAGCCUUGUGCACAAAGCAUUGCUUGACUUCUUCACGUACGCCACUGGUGAGAUGAGAACGGAGAUGAUUGAGGCAGUGCGAGAGUCACUGGUUCAUAUUGUUCACACCAAGGAAGGUGCCCAAGUCACCAUGCACUGCCUAUGGCAUGGAACUGCAAAGGACAGAAAAGUCAUAGUGAAGACAUUCAAGUCCUUUGUGAAGAAGAUCUCUAUGGAAGAGUAUGGUCAUGGAGUAAUGCUGGCUCUGUUUGACACUGUCGAUGACACUACCUUGGUGUCCAAGGCUCUGAUCUCGGAAAUUGCAGAGGGGCUAGAGGACCUCGCAGGUGAUCGCUUUGGUCGCAAGGUACUUCACUACUUGCUCGAGUCCCGUGGCAGAAGCCAGUGCCAUCCAACUAUGACCGAGCUGUUGCGCCACGGUGAUGGAAAUCCCAACAGUAAAAAGCCAGCAGAACUCAGGUGCAAGGAACUGCGAGCAACGAUUUCAGCAUCUCUCCUGCAGCAUUGUGCUGCAAACGCUGUCGAGAUGGCCCGGAAUAAGCCUCAAAGUCAGCUACUUCUUGCAACCACAGAUCACAUCAUUGGUGACGUCCGCCCCAUUCUGGACACGAUGGCAACUGCUGUCGUGGAGGAGUACAACGAGGAGCAUAUCUGCGCAGAUGAGAGUGGUCAUUUCUGUGUCAAGAAGCUAGUGCUGCAGGACAAGAACAGGCCCGACGGUCCUCACUUCUCUCAGAUUCUUCUUGAGCAGUUGCCAAAGGGCUUCGCUUUCCACUGGUCCCAGACAAAUCGUGGUGCUUUUGUUGUGUCAAGCUUCUUGGAGUGUGGAGUCGAUAGCAGCAGCAAGAGAAUACGAUCAGAGCUGUCAAGUCGUUUGGCUGAGCUUCGCCGACUGCAAACACCUGGUACGACAGUACUGUGCAAACUGCUUGAGAAGGACGCCGGUUGACAUGAUCUCCAGGGUAGCUAUUUCGGAUAAUACUGCUACCAAACACCAUUAAAAUUUUGCUGGCCUCGUAGUAGUCGUCAUCAAUGCCCAGAGCUUGCGGCUGCAUCUCAGCUGUUUGUCCUCUGGCAUCUGUGUCAAUUCGACUACUACUGCUACUGCUACAAUGGUGUUUGAGAAGGGCCCACGGUCUGAGAGCUGUGCUGGCUAGCUGGUCGGCUACAUCCCCAUACCUAUACUUACGCAUCCUGCUGUUCAGGCCAUGAGGCAUUUGAGCUUUGCUACCAUGCAGUGCAAGUCAGAUUAUUUUCUAAUACUAGAGUGUUCAGCUGAUUCUACAUUAUGGGAAGCUGGAAUGCUAGCUUGGUCUUGUUCUCUUGUCGCUCUGCCAUCCCUUCGAACUCUCCUCAGUUGUUUUGUGAGUGUAGGUUGAUUGAUCAUUUAACAAAAAUUAAA
Messenger RNA from Sycon ciliatum, 2503 nucleotides. Its product is annotated as pumilio homolog 3-like. The coding region runs from base 203 to 2050 and encodes 615 amino acids. The record is from RefSeq and is a predicted model, not a curated record. NCBI's taxonomy places the organism in Eukaryota, Metazoa, Porifera, Calcarea, Leucosolenida, Sycettidae. Gene Ontology annotation, molecular function: mRNA binding. The transcript has 21 exons. Gene Ontology annotation, biological process: regulation of translation. Gene Ontology annotation, cellular component: nucleolus.